AUGUCGUUGUGGGUUGAUCAAUACAGACCAAAGACACUUGACCAUCUAUCAUAUCACCAUCAUAUUUCUCAAAACUUAAAGGCUCUUUCAAAAUCUGGUGAUUUUCCUCAUCUUUUAAUUUACGGACCGAGUGGGAGUGGUAAGAAAACACGAAUCUAUGCUACAUUAAAUGAAAUUUUUGGAUCGCAAGUCGACAAAUUGAAGAUUGAUGUGAAAACAUUUGUCACUCCGUCAAACAGAAAAUUGGAAUUCAAUGUACUAAGCUCACCUUAUCACUUAGAAAUUACACCAUCUGAUAUGGGAAACAAUGAUAGGGUGGUAAUUCAAGAUUUACUUAAGGACGUGGCCUCUACUGAGCAGGUAGACUUCAGUAGUGCAGUAAACUCAAGAACCAAGCAUAGAUUCAAAAUCGUCGUUAUCAAUGAAGCUGAUUCGUUGAGCAGAGAUGCCCAGGCAGCUCUCAGAAGAACCAUGGAAAAGUACUCCUCGAAUAUAAGAUUUAUCUUAGUGAGCAAUUCCAUAUCCAACAUAAUCCCCCCGAUAAAAUCUAGGACACUUUUAAUCAGAAUUCCAAGUCCAAGUACUGAUGAUAUAAGUGAUAUUUUGUAUCACAUUGGAAAGAAAGAAUCAGUAAAAUUUAGCUCGUCAAACGAGUCAGAAAUCAAGGGAUUCUUAAAACUAAUUGCUAAUCAUUCUAAUAGAAAUUUAAGAAGGUCAUUACUCAGCUUUGAAACUGUCGCAAUGCAAAAUGAAACUAUCAAUGUGCAAGGAAAACUUUCAAUAAUUGAUUUAGACUGGGAGACAAUAAUCAAAAGUAUUGCUGACACUAUGAAUAAAUCAAGGACGGUCGCAUCGCUUGCUAAGAUUAGGGUCGUAUUUUACGAACUUUUAUCUCAUUGCAUUCCAGCUAGGAUAAUAUUGAAGAAUUUAUUGUUCGAUUUAAUCAAGACUUGUAAGUCGGACACUGCUAUUGACAAUUUGGUUGCAAUAGCUGCAGUAUUUGACGAGAGAUUAAGUUUGGGCUCAAAAAGCAUUUUUCAUUUGGAAGGAUUCGCUGCUAAAGCAAUGAUAGUAUUGGAAAACAGUUGA
Priceomyces carsonii is the source of this 1089-nucleotide messenger RNA. RefSeq names its product replication factor C subunit 5 (gene RFC5). Gene Ontology annotation, cellular component: Ctf18 RFC-like complex; DNA replication factor C complex; Rad17 RFC-like complex. The coding region runs from base 1 to 1089 and encodes 362 amino acids. The transcript has a single exon. Gene Ontology annotation, molecular function: DNA clamp loader activity; ATP hydrolysis activity; DNA binding. Gene Ontology annotation, biological process: DNA-templated DNA replication; DNA repair. Lineage: Eukaryota; Fungi; Ascomycota; Pichiomycetes; Serinales; Debaryomycetaceae. The record is from RefSeq and is a predicted model, not a curated record.